Trichomycterus rosablanca is the source of this 2010-nucleotide messenger RNA. It is a transcript of the gene myadmb, whose product is annotated as myeloid associated differentiation marker b. The record is from RefSeq and is a predicted model, not a curated record. Bases 1 to 882 code for a protein of 293 amino acids. Gene Ontology annotation, cellular component: membrane. The transcript has a single exon. Lineage: Eukaryota; Metazoa; Chordata; Actinopteri; Siluriformes; Trichomycteridae.
AUGCCCGUGGUGUUCCGCUCCUCGCCGCUGAUGUGGGUGCGCAUCGCCGCCAUGGUGUUCUCCUGCGUGGCGUUCAGCGUGGCGCUGUACGGUGCCAUGCUGACCCACGGCACGGGCGACUGGUGCAUCUUCUGCUGGAGCUUCAGCUUCGCCGGGACGCUGCUGAUCCUCCUGGUGGAGCUGUGUGGGCUGCAGGCCCGCGCCCCCAUCUCCUGGAAGAACUUCCCCAUCACCUUCGCCUGCUACGCCUCGCUGCUCUGCCUCUCCGCCUCCAUCAUCUUCCCGCUCUUCUUCCUCAAGGGCUUCGGCGGCCGCGACGAGGUGUAUAACUGCCGCGUCGCGUCCACCGUCUUCUCCUGCCUGGCCACGCUGGCGUACUUCAGCGAGGUGAGCAUGAGCAGGGCGCGGCCGGGCGAGGUCUCCGGGUACAUGGCCACCGCGCCCGGCAUCCUGAAGGUGUGCGAGACCUUCGUGGCGUGCGUCAUCUUCGUCUUCAUCAGCGACCCCGUGUCGUACAACCAGAACGCGGCCACCAAGUGGUGCCUGUCGGUUUACUGCAUCUGCUUCAUCCUGUCGGCCGGGAUCAUCCUGAUGUGCGUCGCCGAGUGGACCGGCCUGCUGCCCGUUAGCUUCCCGCGCUUCCUCUCCACGUACGCGCUGCUAGCCGUUGCGCUGUACCUCUCCGCCACCGUCGUCUGGCCCAUUUACAAGUUCGAUAACAAGCACGGCGGGAACAGCCACCGGCCCAACGACUGCGGCUCCAGCAUGGGUCUGUGCCCGUGGGACAAGCUGCUAGCCAUCGCCGUCCUGUCCGCGCUAAACUUCCUGCUCUACCUCGCCGACCUCAUCUACUCCGCCAGGCUCAUUUUCGUUAGCGUUUAACGCCGCGAAAGGAAAAGAGAGCUAGCGCAGAGCCUCGCGUUCCAGUACUUAUUAGCGCACCCUCGCGGCUUGUGUCUUCUUUAGAAUGUAAUUAGCCCACGAGUUAGCUUUUCAGUGUGUUUUCACCAACGCUGCUGCUAACUCACCGAACGUAAACACAAACAGAUUUGAGACGUUUUAUUAGCGUAGCCCCUUAGCCGUAAAAUAUGACAGAACUAUUUGACCUGACUAGCUGCUAUUUUAGCUAGGCAGUGCAUGCCACAGGAACACAGAAUGCUUGCUAGUUUAUUCGCUAUCUAGCUGUCCCAACGUGCUAGCUUAAACAGAACGUUACUUUGGAGGUUAAAAUCAGACAUUUAUUACGCUAGCUAGUUGGCAAAUCAGACAGUAAUCAUGCUAGCUGAUACAAUUCAAUUUAAAAAAUGGUCACUAGUGACUUCAGACUCUUGACCCCCGUGUAGCUUCGUCUCUGAUGUUGCUACCAGCCGCUCGAACGUUUAAAAAUGAUUCGAAGUUAACGAGGGUGAAGCGAAUCAGUCCUGGAAUGCAGGUUUGGUUAGCAUGGUUAGCGUGGUUAACGUAGCGACUGUGUUAGUGCAGUGAGCUCCGGCUAAACCACACUCACCAGCUUCUCUUCCUUCAUGUUUCUCUUUCACCACAAACGUUUAUUAUUAUUAUUAUUAGUUCUUUUUCUCUCUCACAGUGCUAUAUCUAGCGCUCCCGCUAACCAAAGAGCCGCGGCAACAAAACAGCUUUAAAGAAACCUGUAAGAAUCUGUAGAUCUGAUGAAUAUUUUUUAAUAUUUGAGCUUUAAAUCAAAUCCUUUUGGACGUCUGGAAUCGUACAACAGAGCUCUUUGCUCUCUGAUUGGACGGCCACAGAAACCCGCUACAGGGAAUCGAAACUGCUAACGUUAUUAGCUAUUUUGUAAUGCUUUGUUUUUUCCCCUCUACAUUUUUUUUUUAGCAAAUGACAUGUUUAUUCUGAUGUAUUGCCAUUUUUUUACCUUAGCAUGUUAGCUACGUGAUUAGCUUAUUGAAAAUAGCAGCUGUGAUGAUUUACAUGAAGGAAGGACGCGUGAAGGAUAAUUCUACAAACAACUUUAACUUAGAAAAACAGAAACAGUCG